Molecule: messenger RNA, 863 nt
Organism: Epinephelus moara (kelp grouper)
Lineage: Eukaryota; Metazoa; Chordata; Actinopteri; Perciformes; Serranidae
Exons: 4
Source: RefSeq, a predicted model, not a curated record
GUACUAAUAUUGCUAGACAUGGAAAAGCAACUCAGUCCUCCGUGGGGUGGAAUGGCCCCCCUGAAAAUGCAAUUGAUGGAAAUCGUGCAAGCAUCUAUGAACAAGGAUCCUGUACUCACACACAAGGACAAACAAAUCCAUGGUGGAGACUGGACCUCCUGAGAACAUAUAAGAUUAACACUGUCACCAUCACCAACAGAGGAGAUUGUUGCCAUGAUCGGCUUAAUGGUGCUGAGAUCCGCAUUGGAAACUCCCUCAAUGACAAUGGCAAUGCUAAUCCCAGGUGUGCCUCUAUUAAUUCUAUCCCAGCUGGGACCUCACAAACUUUUGUGUGUAAUGAAAUGGAGGGCCAGUAUGUGAACAUUGUGAUUCCUGGAAGAACAGAAUAUCUGACACUGUGUGAGGUGGAAGUCACUGGUCAGCCUUCAGGAAACACUGCUCCAACUGGUGCUAAUAUUGCUAGAGGUGGAAGAGUGACUCAGUCCUCCGCGGGGUGGAAUGGCCCCCCUGAAAAUGCAAUUGAUGGAAAUCGUGCAAGCAUCUAUGAACAAGGAUCCUGUACUCACACACAAGGACAAACAAAUCCAUGGUGGAGACUGGACCUCCUGGGAACAUAUAAGAUUAACACUGUCACCAUCACCAACAGAGGAGAUUGUUGCCAUGAUCGGCUCAAUGGUGCUGAGAUCCGCGUUGGAAACUCCCUCAAUGACAAUGCUGGGACCUCCAAAACCUUUGCAUGUGAUCUCAUAGAAGGCCAAUAUGUGAACAUUGUGAUUCCUGGAAGAAAAGAAUACUUGACACUGUGUGAGGUGGAAGUCACUGGGAUAGAAUUAGAUGAUUCCUUUGAACAUCCUUAUGGCUGA